Messenger RNA from Serendipita indica DSM 11827, 843 nucleotides. NCBI's taxonomy places the organism in Eukaryota, Fungi, Basidiomycota, Agaricomycetes, Sebacinales, Serendipitaceae. The record is from the annotation of a GenBank genome assembly.
AUGGCAAGCACUUUCAUUCGAAUGAACACAUACGAUUCGGAUAACACCGUCUUCUCGCCUCAGGGAAGACUGCACCAGGUCGAGUAUGCGCUCGAGGCCGUCAAGCAAGGCUCUGCGGCCGUAGGACUGAGAUCAAAGACUCAUGCUGUUCUUCUCGCGCUCAAGCGUUCGACGGGCGAGUUGGCAUCGUAUCAGCAAAAGAUGUUCCGGAUAGAUGAUCAUGUUGGUAUUGCCAUCGCGGGCCUCACAUCAGAUGCGCGCGUUUUGAGCAACUUUAUGCGACAGCAAGCAAUGUCCUCACGAAUGAUCUUCAACAGACCGUCUCCAGUGAACAGACUGGUCUCUGCUAUCGCAGAUAAGGCCCAGGUCAACACACAAGAAUACGGAAGACGGCCGUAUGGUGUGGGAUUUCUGGUCAUUGGACAGGACGAGACUGGGCCACACCUCUACGAGUUUUCACCAUCAGGAACUGCGUAUGAAUACUUUGCCAUGUCGAUCGGAGCUCGCUCCCAGAGUGCAAAGACGUAUUUGGAGAGGCAUUAUGAAGAGUUUAUGGACUGCACCGUCGAGAAACUCAUCACACACGGUCUACAUGCUCUACGUGAGACACUUCAACAAGACAAGGAGUUGACAAUCCUCAACACAUCGAUUGGCAUCGUCGGUCCUCCGGCUGGUUCCGAAUCGUACGUCAAAGCCGGUGGUGCCUUUAGGAUUCUCGAAGGCGAGCCGAUACAAGUGUUCUUGGACACCAUGACUCCAAAAGAAAGUGUUGCACCAGCCAUUGUAGAACCCGACUCAGAAGACGAAGGCGGCGAUGGAGAUGUACAGAUGAGCGAUGCGUAG